Vigna umbellata (rice bean) is the source of this 622-nucleotide messenger RNA. Its product is annotated as thioredoxin H2-like. NCBI's taxonomy places the organism in Eukaryota, Viridiplantae, Streptophyta, Magnoliopsida, Fabales, Fabaceae. The record is from RefSeq and is a predicted model, not a curated record.
UUUUGGUUUAGAAGAAAGGAAGCAUUAACCUAGGUGGGAUCAGACUUAUCUGACAUGGCCAUGGUGUAUGGUGGUAGAACAACUUCACUCCCAUCUCAAGUCCUCACCUUUCACUCCUCUGCUAAAUGGAAUGACCACUUUGAUGCCUUGAAACAAACUAACAAACUGAUGGUGGUUGAUUUCACUGCUUCGUGGUGUAGACCUUGCAAACUCAUGGACCCAGUUAUCCAAGAGUUUGCUGCCACAUUUAGAGAUGUUGAGUUUGUCAAGAUUGAUGUGGAUGAGUUAAUGGGGGUAGCAGAACUUUUCCAAGUACAGGGAAUGCCAACUUUCAUGCUAAUUAAGAAAGGAAAAGUGGCUGAUAAAGUGGUGGGAGUAAAAAAGGAGGAGCUACAAAGGUUGAUUGAGCAACACAGAAAAUGAAUGUGUGAUCAAGCACUAAACUAAAAUCAGCAAGUUCACUUCAACAUAUAUUUUUACCAGAUCUUCUUGCUAGGCUCAAUCUUUCAUACUCACGACCAGAGAAUAUUGAGUGUUUUGAAUGCUUUCUUUGGGGAUGUUUCUCAUCAUGUUUCGUUCCCUCGUGUAUUCUAGUUUAGUCCAAUUUUCUGUUUUUUUUUUU